Molecule: messenger RNA, 1605 nt
Organism: Trichosporon asahii var. asahii CBS 2479
Lineage: Eukaryota; Fungi; Basidiomycota; Tremellomycetes; Trichosporonales; Trichosporonaceae
Exons: 1
Coding region: 1-1605 (534 amino acids)
Source: RefSeq, a predicted model, not a curated record
AUGGCGUAUCCGACCUAUUACGCUAACCACGGGCGCGGUCACCAUGUGUGGUGGUUAUGGGAGCGCUUCAAGGCGCUCUUUACCGGAGUUUCGUUCUACGCGCAUCGUGAGCGGCCGCUGUCUGCUGUUCGUCGUGACCACCUCUGGUGUGGAGACCAGCCUGAGCACUGGAACGGUUAUCGGUACGACCACCACCAGCCCGCGCCGCUACAGUCAUUCUCUCAAAACUACUCGGCGUGCCUUCACCAUCCUUACGGCUGCUUCUGUCAUACUCGGUACGCGACAUUGACGACGGCUAGCUAUAGCAGCCAGCCUUACCGCGGCAUCUUCCAGCCUGUGCCGCCAUACCCCAAGUACGGAGAGUACCCUAUCAGCAACCAAGCCGCUGCCACCUCCGCUCACUCGCCGGAGGUAGCUUUGUAUAGCAGCCACAUUGGUAGACGUUGGUCACCGCCCCCAAAGUACUCAGUUUACCCAGACGCACCCUGGGCUUCCCCAACCUCUAGCACUGUAAUCCCCAGGUGUCCCGAAGCUUACUGGCCGACAGAAAGACGCAUGCAAGCCCACUCAACUGGCGGUUCAAUGGGCAUUACACCGGGGACGCUCGCGGAUCGGACACCAAGCCCCCUGCGUGCCAAAGAGAGCACCCACCGACUUUACAAUCCCUCGCCACCGCCAGCACCUCCUCCAACGCCCGCAGGAUAUGCACUCGUCCAGUCCGUUUCCGAGACACCGUCUUCGGUUAAGAGCUGCCCUGCUAGUCUGCAAUCGAGACAGCCGUUCACAAGUCCUUCUCCUGGCUACCGCGAGCAGGGAAUGCUUAAUAGGGUCCCUCCCAGUGGUUAUCACCAAAGUCGUUCGCCAACACGGGCGGCGAAUCCCACCAGCCCUCCGGCCACAAUGUCUCAGCCGCCCCAGCCACCCGGCAGCAGGGAGUGGGAAGGAUCUCCCUUGGGCAAGCUCCUUCGCCUUUCACGCUCAGAGCCCGCCGCCAGCCCACGAUCCCCUAAGAUGCGUCGCCACCGUGCACACAGAGACAACAGUCCUCACCAGGUUUCAGUCGCACCCCUGUCGCCUAUCCAAGAGGAGCGUGGCCGUGCGGUGCCCUGCAGCCCUUCGGCAGCGCGCAAGCCACCGCAACAAGCCGAACCCAGGUCUCGUUCACGGUCCCGCUACCUGUCGUCAUCUCGGACGCCUCCGACGCCCCCUCCCACUCCCAACGUGGGCAGCGGCAGUCCCUAUCCUGACAGGCACACUGACAAGGUCGUCGGUCUUUCUAAUCGCCCCAGCCCCUUAGUCUCCACCCCGCGCUCUACCAGGGCAGUUUCAAACUCACCCUCAGCCGCUCCCUCACCGGCACCUACCAUGCAUCCUCAUCAGCAGCACCGCUGGAGUAGCCCGAAGCCUGACGGGCUUGCAUUCCGGGCCAAGAUCAUUCGCCGCCUCGAAAGCAAGCUUCGCGUUCGCGGCAGUUCCAGUAACUGGAGUGCGGAUGCGAACUCCGACCUAUCACGCAACACGCACGACAUCGUCAGCAGCCGCGACCGUUUCGACCGCCGCGACCACUUCGCAAUCACCUGCAGCUCCGAUCUGUGCGAGGCGUGA